Lathyrus oleraceus (garden pea) is the source of this 615-nucleotide messenger RNA. RefSeq lists its product as uncharacterized. The coding region runs from base 1 to 615 and encodes 204 amino acids. The transcript has a single exon. Lineage: Eukaryota; Viridiplantae; Streptophyta; Magnoliopsida; Fabales; Fabaceae. The record is from RefSeq and is a predicted model, not a curated record.
AUGGUAAAUAGAAACCAAAACGUCGAUAAUGUCAUACGGCAGAUUCGACAUGACGAUACGACGACAGAUAAUAAUCUAGCAUCCAUGGUCGAAAGGAUUAUGAUUCUAAAUGGGGUAAACUUUAGCCUUCGAAGGCCAAAUUAUACAUCACCUUUGCCGGAAUAUAUCCUACAGGCAGAAGCACCCCUUAAAACAAAAAUCCCCAAAUUCACUAAGUUCUCUGGGGAUACUACUGAAUCCACUAUCGAACAUAUGGCUAGAUAUUUAAUCGAGGCAGGAGACAUUUCGAACAACGAAAGCCUUAGGAUAAAGUUUUUCCCAAGUUAUCUCACAAAGAAUGCCUUCACAUGGUUCACCACCUUGCCACAAAGUUCAAUUUAUAUUUGGAAUCAGUUAGGGAGAAUGUUCCAUGAGCAGUUUUACAUGGGACAAAUGAAGAUAAGUCUGAAGGAAUUGGCUAGUAUUAAACAAAAGUUUACUGAUCCAAUUGAUGACUAUCUAAAUAGGUUUCGAUUACUCAAAGCUAGGUGCUUUACGCGAGUGCCAGAGAAUGAACUAGUCGAAAUGGCUGUUGGGGGCCUUGACUAUUCUAUUAGGAAGAAGUUAGAUUCCUAG